AUGGAAACCCACAGUUCGCUACGCCACGAUGUGCCACGACAACGCAGGGCUGCAACCGAAGGACCAACUCUCCCUAAGCGCGGAUCUGGACCAACAGCGAGGAAAGCCGACCGCUCGACAGUUAACACAGGAUCUUACCGGCAGAAAUACUCUAGGUAUAAAGACGAAGAGACGGCGCGUUACAAUGAUCAACAGGAAAGCGAUCCGCGUCGUCGUAGCUAUGAAGUUGAUAGACUAGCAAAUCUCAAGGAAUUGAUUCUAGCUCAGAAAGACGAGCAGAUUAGGAGGGAAACUGCUGCGGAUGCGAGAAGCGGUGCAGAGCAACACGUAGCCGAUAUGGAAGCUGCAAGAAUAGAUGAGGAGAAGAGAGCAGCGGUCGAGAAAGCAAAACAGUUGUUGGAGGCUACGCAAAGAGCAAGAGAGCCGGCUGAACAGAAGGCAGCAGAGAAGCGGGAGGAAUUAAAAGCCGCCCUUACGAAAACCCUACAACAAGAUUUGAAAGAAACGGCGCGAGAAUUAGAGGAAGCCAGAGCAAUUGCACAAGAGAAGAUGAAUGUGCCACUCAUCUUCCACGAUGCCGUCGGUCGCAAGUUCGAAUGGAAUCCGGGAUUUCAUCGCGAAUAUUAG
Molecule: messenger RNA, 627 nt
Organism: Alternaria arbusti
Lineage: Eukaryota; Fungi; Ascomycota; Dothideomycetes; Pleosporales; Pleosporaceae
Exons: 2
Coding region: 1-627 (208 amino acids)
Source: RefSeq, a predicted model, not a curated record